Selaginella moellendorffii is the source of this 1035-nucleotide messenger RNA. Its product is annotated as transmembrane protein 56. NCBI's taxonomy places the organism in Eukaryota, Viridiplantae, Streptophyta, Lycopodiopsida, Selaginellales, Selaginellaceae. Gene Ontology annotation, cellular component: endoplasmic reticulum; membrane. The transcript is spliced from 6 exons. Gene Ontology annotation, biological process: lipid homeostasis. The record is from RefSeq and is a predicted model, not a curated record. The coding region runs from base 1 to 1035 and encodes 344 amino acids.
AUGUUGACCAGUGACUCCAGAGAGGCGUUCUACUGUUUCGAACUCGCGACCUCCGUUGGCCACGGGCGGCCGUCGAUCCCUUCCCGCGAUCAGGAGGCACCGUCCCCACGAUUCUCACAACGUUGGAUUUUUAUCUUCUCCUUCCUCUGUGGGUUCUCUUUCGUGACGUCGGCGAUGGAGAAGGCAGUGCUUUUCCAGACCCAACUGGAGGAUGUGAUGGGAGAUUUUGGCUACAAGAAGCCAUUGCUCUGGGCCACGUCGAUUCUCACUGGAAUUCUCAUGUCCACGCUAGUAAGUCAAACGAAAAAACCAUUAAAAAAACGAAGGAAUUUACCAUGGAUCGAUCGACUUGUCGAGCAGGCAUUCGAGUCGAUGAAGGCUUACGGCCCGGUUCUCUUCCCAAAUGCGUACACCAAGCUCUCGGACAAGGACAGGGUCGAGUGGAACAACAGGGCAAUCUCUUUCACGCACGCCGUCGUCGCGACAUUGGUGGCCGGAUAUCUUUUCUUCGUCUCGGACCUGUUUAGAGAAGAGGUGGCGUAUGGGCCUGUUGUGUUCCGGAGCACCAUCUUCACCCAGUUUUUCCUCGGGGUCUCAAAUGGAUACUUUAUCACGGACAUGGCGAUGUUGCUGAAAUAUUAUCCGAACCUGGGAGAGAUUGAGUUUGUUGUUCAUCACGCUGUCUCCAUUAUCUCGCUCUUCCUGGCAGUGCAUAGCGGAUAUGCACACAUAUAUCUAUACACGGUUCUCCUGUCCGAGAGCACGACGCCUUUUAUAAACAUUCGAUGGUACCUGGCAGCGGCGGACAUGAAGAAAACUCGUGCUUAUACAAUCAAUGGCAUUGCACUCUUCGUGAGUUGGCUGGUAAGUUUGUCUUCCUCCUGCUACAAACAAGAAAAAAAAGUGAUUGAAAUAGAUACCAUCGGAUACUAUUUCAUGUUUUUCUCGACGUCUGUAUUUGCUGUGAUGAACCUGUACUGGUUUGAGAAGAUUGCCAGAGGCUUGAUCAAAGUAUUAAAGUCCAAGGAAACUUGA